Messenger RNA from Heterotrigona itama, 5877 nucleotides. The record is from the annotation of a GenBank genome assembly. Lineage: Eukaryota; Metazoa; Arthropoda; Insecta; Hymenoptera; Apidae.
AUGACUAGACGUGUUUGCACAAUACUAAUCAUUUUAUUUUAUAUAUUAACGACGGUUACGUCGUAUCAUCUAAGAAGACAGAAAAGGAUUGUUGGUGGUCGUGCAGCUGCACAACCUCCUGUGGAUGAUCCUGUUGUUUAUCUAACACAAAGUGAUCGACAAGCACGUAUUUAUGGUACUCGAGAUCCAAAUAAAGGAUUUUACGUUUUUCGUGGCAUUCGAUUUGGACGACCUCCAGUAGGUCUAAAUCGAUUUCAAAGACCUAUACCUCAGCAUUUAGAAGGGGAAAUUAAUGCUACAAAAUGGGGACCACCGUGUUCACAGCCUGAUAUUAACGGCAAGAAAAUUAUAGGAAGUGAAGAUUGUCUCUUUUUGAACGUAUUCACACCUAUGCUUCCAGAUGCUAGCGACGGAUAUCCUGUAUUAAUUUGGAUACAUGGGGGUGGUUUUAGAAGGGGUUCAGCUUGUCAAUAUGAAAUGAGAAACAUAAUUAAUAAAAAAUUAAUAGUUGUAUCAAUACAAUACAGAUUAGGUUCACUCGGAUUUUUAAGUUCCGGUACGAAGGAAUUACCAGGUAAUAAUGGUAUAUUUGACAUAAUGUUGGCGGUUAAAUGGGUGGAAGAUUAUAUAGAGUAUUUUGGUGGAAAUCCGAAGAAAAUUGUAGCAUUUGGUCACGGCACAGGAGCUAGUGCUGCUUUCAUGCUUGCAUUAUCCAAAUUAUCCAAAAAUACUUUAAGCGGGUUGAUUGCCAUGUCAGGUUCUAUUUUAUCUCAUUUUGCAAUUGAUAAAAAUCCUUCAUCCACCGUACAAUACAUCGCCUCGACGAAUGGAUGCCCCACAAGUGAUACAAUUGAAAUGGUCCGUUGCCUUCAACAAAUACCAGUUAAUAGAUUGAUAGAAGUUGACUCUAGCUUGGAAACUAUACGUUCUACAAUUGAUGGCUUUCUAUCUGGUUUAUCGAACUUACUAGGCCCUGGUCCUGUAAUUGAAGGCAACGAUGAUGGAAGAUUUCUUCCUAAUUUGAUUACCAACACACCAGAGAAUUUUUUACAAUUCGAAGAUUUUCCAUCUAUACCAUUAUUGAUGGGAGUUAUGAAUAACGAAGUAGGAGGGGCAAUUUUUGGAGAUUAUAAAACCGAAAUUGAAAAUAAAUUACGUACCGUUCCAGAUUUCUUAAAUAAAUAUCUUAUACCAACUCUACAAAAUACUAUCUCGAAUUUUGGAAAUAAAUCGCAUUCUAUAACAGAAUCUUUUAGCAGAUAUUUCAAUGUCUUUAACACAGGAAAUAAUUCUGCUCAAAUCGCUAAAAUAGCAGAAGCUAUGGGAGAUACUUUAUAUAACGUCCCCGCUUUCCUUACAGUUAAUUAUUGGGCUAAAAAAAGCGAGGCUUUUCUAUACAGUUUCGAUCAUAAAAGAAAACGAAAUUGCAAUAACAAUUUUUUAGCAGGAUUGCCUAUAGUUAAAGCGAGACAUGCAGAUGAUAUACCAAGUCACGGUGAUGAUCUUGGAUAUAUUUUUAAGGAAAAUACUAUUACCGGGGAAUCAGUACAAUGUGAUGAAGAAUCAAAUGAGGAAAAUGAACGAGUGGAAAAUGUAUUUACGAAUUUGAUAGCCGAAUUUGCUAGAAGCGGAACACCUAAUAUAACAGUUUCAUCUCAAGGUGAUAGUUUAUUCUCAAAUCUACUUCCAAAAUUUUCUAGCAAAACCAAUCCAUUUAUUAGUAUUACAUCAACUCCUCGUAUAAUGGAACAAUUCAGAUACUGUGAAAUAGGAUUAUGGACGGGUCUUGCAGAACGAUUGAAAUCGAAUACGUGCAAUUUUCUCAAAAAUACUAUAAAUAUUGUGGAACAUGAAGCUCAAAAAGUGAAAAACAUUGUUACAAAUCCUGUUAAAACUGAAGAUAGAAUUGCAGAUGUUAUGCCAAAUUUUACUGUUUUAAAAAACGAAACAAAAGUCCCAAAAAUUGAUGAUUUAAUGAAAAAUACAAAAUAUAAGACACAAAAGUCUAUGUCUCGAAGCAUAUGUUGUUCAUUUAGAUCAGAUAUUUUAGAAUUGAUAUCUGAAUUAGGAUUAUCUUCUGUUGCAUCUAUUGUUUCAACGCAAAUAUCAGUGUCAGUUUGUUUAAUAAUGUCCAGUGGUGAUGUUGAUUGCGGAAUUUCUGUAUCAGUCACAACUAGUAUUGAAGUAGUUUCAUUUAUUGGCGUGUCACAAACUUCAACUUCAAUAUUUUUAUUUUGUAUUGUGACUGUCAUUUGUUUUUUUAUCGUAUUAUUCUCUUUUUCUAUAUCUUGAUUCGUUCGUGUAAUAUGAAGUUUAUCUUCUGUACUAUUUUGUGUUCUAGGUUCAACAGUUUCGCUAGAAUUUGUAACUUUUAAUUUUUUACUUGGCAAAGGUUCUACAUCUUCAUUUGCAACAAUUUCAACAGUGGGUGAAACUACAUUUUCCACUGUAUUAUUUUCUUGCACGACUUGUUCGUCAGUAAUAAAUUCUUUUUGUAUAGUCCUGAAAAAUAAAUAUAAUUUUCAUUUAAAAUCUAAAUUUUUCAAUAUUGAUAUUACUAUUUCUAAGUAAAUAUAUGAAUUCUAUACUUACUCUACUUGAGUUAGUUGAAUUGAUGGAGCAUGAGGAUGUAUGAUUUUUUCAAGUUCUGCCAAUGCCACUUUAGCUUCUUGAAUAAUAUGUAAAUUAUUAUCAUUCAAAGCCAUUUCAAAUAAUUCUAGAGAAUAUUGCGUAGGUAAAGGUGAUAAAGAAUGUGGAUUCAUUUGUAAAGCUCUUAAAACUCUGAAUAAUAAUAAACGACACUCAGGAUAUUUUUUAUAAAAUCUUUGGUCAGUUGCACUUAAAUAGCAGUCAUACAACAAAGGUAUUAUAGUAUUUUGUACAGUCUAAAAGAAGAUAUAAUUAUUAUAUCCAGCAUAAAACCCUAUAAUGAAAUGUGAAAAUUAAAAUUUUACCUUAAAAAAUGUUUGUUUCAGAAGAGUCCCACUAUUAAAAAAUAUAUUUUGUAAUAUAUCCAGAGCCACUUUACAUACAUCUGUAUCUAGAUAAUGUUCUUUACUAGAACCAAUUUCAUUAUUCAAAUACGUACCCUUCUGAUACUGACUAUUUCGGAGACGUUUUAACGCUCUUUUUGAUAAAUUUUGUGUUUUUUGAAGCUAUGACAAUAAUUUAUAAAUUAAAAAAAUAUUUAUAAAAUUUUUAUUAUAUCAAAAUAAAAUAAAAUCUUGUUAUACUUACAGUCAGUAAAACACGAUCUUUCUCUGGUACUAUAUCUUUUAAUAUAGAAGAAAGAUAUUCAUUUGCAACUGUUUCUAUACCAGAUAACGAAUUAGUAUUCAUUAACCAAGAGUUUAGACAUUUAUAAGCAGAUAUUCUUACAUUUCUAAAUGGUUUGUUUCCACUAAUUGUUAUUUGGUUUUCUAAAGCAUUUUCUGUCCAUUGUAGUGUUUGAAGAAACAGUUGCAAUAUUAUUGACCCAAAUGGUAUUAAUUGUUCUUUAAAUCUAUAUAUUUUGAAUUCAUAUAAUUUCACCAUUUUAAGUAUAGUUUAUUAUUUUAAAAUUAUGAUAUUCUUACCCAUUUAUUAGCGCAUCCAAAAUACCAAAUAAACCAAUGUGUAGUUUUGGUAAAAUAAGAUAUAAAAUCUGUUCUCUAACAGAAUUUUGAUUCUGUAUAUUUGAUGGUUGUAUUGCUAGUCCUCUACAUAAAACCUUCAAAAUUUCAUGGGGUAAUACUGAAUUUUUUUUAUCAAAUCCACUGUAAAAUUGAAAUUAUUUAAAUAAUUUCCUUUUAAUAUAUUAUACAAACUGAUAUUUUUAAAUUAUUCUCUUACCGCAACAUAAAUGAUAAAUAAGUACACAAAUUCAAAAAUCUUUGUUUUUGUGUAAAAUAGAAUUGAACAAUAUUUUCUUGAGAUAUACUAGGUAAUUCCAGUUUAUCCCAUAUGCUCACAUUUUCUAAUUCUAUUAAAUCAGAAAAUAAUUCAUCCAUUAUUACAUGUAAAUUAUUACAAAUAAGUGCAUGAUGAUAUGUUGUAUUAGUAUAAUUUGGUUUCAAAGGAGGAGGUUUAAAUGAACGUUCUGUUGCUUUUACUAAAAAAGUAAAACAUUUUGCACUUGAGUUAACUAGAUUUUCUUGAGAAGAAUCUACUUGCAACAGUAUAAUCUUCUUUAUAGAAACCUGUAAUAUUAAAAUAUUUGAUAAUAAGUAAAUAUAACUAUACAUUAUUAAUAUUCUGUAAUAGUGAAAAAGAUUCUAUACCUGGAAACGUUCACAAACUUCUGGAUAUUGAUGUAGUAGUACUGCAAUUAAAUAAUAUAUUGGACCACAUUUUUUUUCUGUAUUCAAAUUACUAAUUAUGUUAAUAAGUUGUUUUAUAUUUUGCAUAGAUACUUGUUUCUGUAUGUCUGAAAUAUCUUUCGACUUAAUGAUCAAAUGUCCAAGAACUUUACAAGAGAUAGAUAAUUCUUGCGAGUUACUAUGAACACUUUCUAAUACUUGAGUAGCUUUUGAUAUCCAUAGUAUGCAAUAUUUCGAAAAAACAUCAUUCGAGCAUUGUGGCAAAAUUUUAUCCAAAAUUAAUAACCCAUUAUAUCGAGACUGUGAUUGAUUUAAACAAGUAUUUACAAUUGAUAUAAUGGCACUUUGUGCUUUAUCAACCUGAACAUAAAAAUAAUAUAAUAUUUGACAAAAAGUGGUACUUUUUUUCAAUUAUAAGGUUACUUUCAAAAAUAUAAUUUUACCUCUUCUAUACUAAAUGGUAUAUCUCCAUUAAAACAUAUUAAGUGUUGUAAAAAUUCUUUAUAUUCUUUUGAAUCAUGAUCAAAAAAAUUAAUUAAUUCCAUUAUUGUUGUCAUUUUAUUUUUAUGACGGUCCACGUGUUUUCAACAAAUUCAAAAGUGAGGUUAUCUGUAAGCUGUAAGUAUGUAUGUAUAACUGAAGUAUGUACGUAUGUGCAGCAAAUAUAUAUGAAAAUUAUAUAUACCUAACAUAAUUCAAGUUUAUCAAAAAAAAAAAAUUAGUUUUAAGUAAAGAAAUAAUUAUAUACUUAAAAAAUAUAUCAUAGUUUUACAACAUAAAUAUGUAUAUCAAAUUACGGAAAAAAUAUUUUUGUAUCUUAAUUGAAACAUAAAAUAAAAAUUAAUACGUUAUUAUUUUAUGCGUCGUUACUUUAUCAUAAAAUUAAAUUUAACAUAAAAGUAUAUAGCUUUAUAUAUUUGAAUAUUGCAUACAAUUUUUGCUACAUUUACACAUUACGAAACUUAAUUAAAUUGCAAAGUGAUUCAUUUUGAAAAGAUUUAAAAUUUCAUAUUUAUAUUGAAUAUCAUUAUUAUAUCAUUUACUCAUAAUUUAUAUACAAUUAUUAAUAUAUAUUUGUAUAUAACACAAAUUUAUAUAUAAUUAUCAUAUCAUUUAUUUACAUUUGGCUUCAUUUGUUUAAAUGUGCUACUGUAUUUAUGCUGGAAAUCAGCAUAAAUCGCGCGCUUACAAUUAGAAGUAGCUAGGGCGUAAUAAACGCAGAGAUUCUUUUACGCAACACGAUUGACCUCAAUCGUAAAAGGAAUUAUUAUGUAAUUUUGCAGUGUACUCGGUGAUGACGAUUCAAAUAUUUCUUCUCAUGUUAUGAAUGCAUACGAUCACGCGAACCAUUUGGUACUUUUUACAUUAAUCUCAAGACUGAAAGUUUGCUUUUUGUUGCAACAAGACACAUCUUUUAUGUAAAAUACAUUUUUUAAAUGUUCCUCAAAUUUAAAUAAUUAAUUAAUCAAUUAAUUAAACAAAAUAAUUAAUUAAUUUUUAGUCUAAUUCUAUCAAAAAAUCGAAUAUUUUCUAAUAUUAAUUCUACAAUUAUUAAUUUCAGAACUGUUCCAUUAAUUAA